AUGGACUUGCUCCCACCUAUUCCGCCGAAGAGCGAUGAUCUCAGAUUCAGAGACUUGCCACACAGAUCAUCCUUCGAAGGCAACGGUUUCGGUGUUGUCACUAGAAAGGGUAAGAAGAUGUUUAUGGAUGAUAGUUACGUAACUGAUCCUUGUUUCGACGGCAGCUCAAAGAAGAGUUUUUUCGGAGUUUAUGAUGGCCAUGGAGAUGGGAAAGCUGUGAAAUAUGUGGCUGAUAAUCUGCACAAGAAUGUUCUUGAGAUGAUGAAGAAUUGCAAGGAGGGGAAGGAGGAGAAAGAAGAAGCCUUGAAAGCUGCUUAUCUGAAAACUGAUCGUGACUUCUUAGAAAAGGACUUUAAGAGUGGUGCAUGCUGCGUUACAGUUUUAAUACAAGAUCAGGAGAUUAUUGUGUCGAAUUUGGGAGACUGUAGAGCUGUCCUGUGCCGAGGAGGAGUUGCUGUGGCUCUUACAAGUGACCACAAAGCAGGAAGAGAAGACGAACGCCAAAGAAUCAAACAUCAGGCUUGGAGAGUUGCUGGGGCACUCGCUGUUUCUAGAAGCAUUGGAGAUGCAGAUUUGAAGAAAAAGAAAUGGGUGAUUGCUGAGCCCGAGACAAGAGUACUCGAGAUUGAAGAAGAUAUGGAGUUUCUUGUCAUAGCUUCUGAUGGUCUUUGGGAUGUGGUCAAUAACCAAGAAGCUGUGGAGACAGUGUUGAAGGCUUUACCUCAGGGAAAGACUCUUAGAGAAAGCGAGUAUGAGAACUUGAUCCAGGGGUUUGACAAUUUGAGCCCAUUUCCGAAACGUAGCCGAUUGUCGCUUGUCCAGGAACAAAAAGAGGUGUUGCCAGUUGAAUCUCCCAAACCAGAGAAGGAAUCACCAGACCGUGAGAUAGGCACUUCAGCUUCAAAGUCAGGGACGAUCAAGGCGGCUUGCAAAAAGCUCGUGGACAUGGCAGUGAGUAAAGGUAGUAGGGAUGAUAUCACAGUAAUGAUUGUUGAUCUCAACCGUUACAAAUGCUGA
Molecule: messenger RNA, 1017 nt
Organism: Microthlaspi erraticum
Lineage: Eukaryota; Viridiplantae; Streptophyta; Magnoliopsida; Brassicales; Brassicaceae
Source: the annotation of a GenBank genome assembly